GCUUUCGCUUCAUGCCAAUUUUCCUCUCUACCCAUUCUUCGACAGGCGGGUGGCUGUCAAUAUGUUCGCCCUACCCGCCCCUCGUGCAUUUUUGGAUUGGGUGAACACCGGAGGCCCCUCGGAUCUUACGCAGGAAGAUGCUCCUGUGAAGAACACCUUUAUGUUUCCACCGCUGACCCCAGACGGUCAAGAGAUCCGAGUCCUAGCCGUUCUACCCCCCAAAAGUUCAGACGUGGAGUGCGAGCUUCGCAACAUCAGGCUCGACGACACACCUGUACCCGCAUACGAAACAAUCUCGUAUGUUUGGGGCGAUGCCACGGAGCGUGCCCGCAUCACGGUUGACGGCAAGCUUGUCUCGGUUCCGGUGUCAGCUGCGAAUGUGUUGCGGCGAGUUCGACUCGUCGACAAACCUCGUAUGGUCUGGAUAGACUGCUGUCAGUCUGCAAGUUAAGCUGGGUCUGAAUUGCGGGUCACCGGCUGACACUUGCACCCGAUUUCUGCAGGCUGCAUUGACCAGUUCAAUUUCCGCGAACGGGCAGCUCAGGUGGACGUCAUGGACAGGAUAUACGCUUCGGGA
Baudoinia panamericana UAMH 10762 is the source of this 577-nucleotide messenger RNA. RefSeq lists its product as uncharacterized. The coding region runs from base 62 to 451 and encodes 129 amino acids. The transcript is spliced from 2 exons. Lineage: Eukaryota; Fungi; Ascomycota; Dothideomycetes; Mycosphaerellales; Teratosphaeriaceae. The record is from RefSeq and is a predicted model, not a curated record.